AUGAGGGUCGUCUCGUGGCGCCUGAGCCUCGGCCGCGUCGAGUCGGCGCACCACUACGCCGGCGUCCUCGUCCCCCUCGAGGAGGCGCACCUGUACAGCCAUUCCGCGCCGCGGCGGCAUGCUCGCCCUGCUGCCGGCACUGACAUUGUCCUCGACAAGGAGGAGGCCGAUGGCGGCGAGGGCCAGGGCAUGCUCGACGACGAGGGCGAGUACUCCAUACGGGGCCUGCGCAAGGAAACGAGGGCCGGCGCGUGCAGCGGCGGACAGCGGUGGACGGAAUACGAGAUCAAGUCGAAGCUCAUCAACAAGGCCAUCCAGGACAUUGGCAUGGGCCCGUACAACUGGCACCUGUUUGUCCUGUGCGGCUUCGGCUGGUUUGCGGAUAAUCUAUGGCUGCAGGGCGUCUCCCUCUGCCUGCCCUCGCUCUCGGCCGAGUUCGACCUCUCGGAAAAGACGGUGCGCUACACCACGAGCGCCCUCUUCGUCGGCCUCUCCGCCGGCAGCUUCCUGUGGGGCAUCGGCUCCGACUUCCUCGGCCGCCGCCCGGCCUUCAACCUGACGCUGCUCAUCACCAGCCUGCUCGGCAUCGCCGCCGCCUACGCCCGCUCCUGGGCCGCCGUCUGCCUCUGCCUCGCCGGCGCCGGCUUCGGCGUCGGCGGCAACCUGCCCGUCGACGGCGCCCUGUUCCUCGAGUUCCUGCCGGACGCCUCGAGCGCCUUGCUCACCCUGCUCUCUGUCUGGUGGCCCGUCGAGCAGGGCUGGCGCUACUUCAUCGUCGUCAUCGGCGUCCUCACCUUUGCCAUGUUUGUCGUCCGCUGCUUCUGCUUCCACCUCUUCGAGUCGCCCAAGUUCCUCCUCAACCGCGGCCGCCAGGCCGAGGCCGUCGCCGUCGUCCACGGCAUCGCCCACCGCAACGGCACCAAGACGUGGCUCACCUCGGCCAUUCUCGACCGGGUUGCCGCAGACGAUGACGACGACGACGACGACCAAGACCCCGUCCACGCCGCGCUCGCCAUCCCCCGAGCCCCGGCCGUCUCCGGCGCACAGGUCCUGCGGGAAAAGCUAAAAGACCUAUCGGGCCAGCGCCUCCGCCCCCUGUUCCGCACGCGAACGCUCGGCCUGGCCACGGCCCUCGUCUGGUUCUGCUGGGCCAGCAUCGGCAUGGGCUACCCGCUCUUCAACGCCUUUCUGCCCCAGUACUUUUCCCACGCCCACGGCCCCGGCGCCGCGGUGCAGUCGGAAACGGCCCCCAUCUCGCGCGAGGCGUACCGCAACUACGCCAUCACCUCGGUCGUCGGCGUCCCCGGCAGCCUGCUGGCCGCCUACCUCGUCGACCACCCGUCGCCGCUGCUCGGCCGCCGCGGCACCCUCGCCGGCUCGACCCUGCUGUCGGCCGUCUUCCUCUUCCUCUUCGUCACCCUCGGCACCACGCCCGCCGCCCAGCUUGCCUUUUCGUGCGUCGAGGCCUUUGCCCAGAACAUCAUGUACGGCGUCCUCUACGCCUUCACCCCCGAGCUCUUCCCCACGCCCGUCCGCGGCGCCGGCACCGGCGUCGCGAGCUUCCUCAAUCGCCUGACGGGCUUAAUGGCCCCGGUCUUGGCCGCCAACAUGCCGGGCGACGGAGCGACGACGCCCAUCUACAUGUCGGCCACGCUGAUUCUGUCUGCCUUUGUCGGCAUGUGCCUGAUUCCCAUUGAGACGAGAGGGGCGCAGAGGCUUUGA
Molecule: messenger RNA, 1722 nt
Organism: Hirsutella rhossiliensis
Lineage: Eukaryota; Fungi; Ascomycota; Sordariomycetes; Hypocreales; Ophiocordycipitaceae
Product: major facilitator superfamily domain-containing protein
Exons: 5
Coding region: 1-1722 (573 amino acids)
Biological process (GO): transmembrane transport
Molecular function (GO): transmembrane transporter activity
Source: RefSeq, a predicted model, not a curated record